Molecule: messenger RNA, 294 nt
Organism: Strongylus vulgaris
Lineage: Eukaryota; Metazoa; Nematoda; Chromadorea; Rhabditida; Strongylidae
Source: the annotation of a GenBank genome assembly
AUCUCAGUGUCAAUAGUUAUUCUUCAGUUCCUUCUCAAUCCCGGAGUCUCGGAUUUGACUGGUUCAUUCCGUUUGUAUCGUAAAGAUGUGCUUGCCAAACUUAUUCAUGAAAGCGUUAGUAAAGGAUACGUUUUCCAAAUGGAGAUGAUGUUCCGAGCAAGCAAAGCUGGUUACAAAAUAGGCGAGGUUCCCAUCACGUUUGUGGAUCGCUUCUUUGGCGAGUCCAAAUUAGGAAGUCAGGAGAUCAUUGGCUACGUGAAAGGACUGAUGUACCUGUUCUUCUGCGUUAAUUAG